Messenger RNA from Aspergillus chevalieri, 2472 nucleotides. It is a transcript of the gene pabA, whose product is annotated as aminodeoxychorismate synthase pabA. Bases 1 to 2472 code for a protein of 823 amino acids. Gene Ontology annotation, biological process: L-tryptophan biosynthetic process. The transcript has a single exon. NCBI's taxonomy places the organism in Eukaryota, Fungi, Ascomycota, Eurotiomycetes, Eurotiales, Aspergillaceae. The record is from RefSeq and is a predicted model, not a curated record.
AUGGCACCAUUACUAGGAAGCUGGACGCCACCAGAGACCGGCGAGUCUCCAUGUCCAAGCGUCGAGCACAAUGCUCUCCGAAAGAGUAUUCUAUACAUCGACGCUUACGACUCAUUUUCAUACAAUGUAGUCGCCAUGCUCGAAGAAGUCCUCAACGUCAAGGUCACCGUGAUGACAAUCGACUCGGGAUGGCCGGACGGUAAUAUCACAGAGUUUCUGCAGCACUAUGAAGCUGUUGUUCUUGGUCCUGGGCCGGGUGAUCCACAGGUUCCGAAAGAUGUCGGUAUUAUGAAGGAUAUCUGGAAUCUUGGCGAGGCAGAUAUGUUGCCUGUGUUUGGGAUUUGCCUAGGGUUUCAGAGUUUGUGUCUUCACCACGGGAUUCCUAUCAGGAGGCUGCCGUAUCCGUUGCAUGGUCAGGUUCAUCGGAUUUCUACGGCGAGGGAGGAUGUUUUUGAUGGGAUGGGAGAUCUCAGGGUUACGCUUUAUCAUUCGUUAUAUGCUAAAUUGGAUGACUGUGAGGCUUCGGUUGAAGGAAAAACUGGUCUUUCGAAGCUUGGCGGCGAGCUCGAUCUACUUGCUUGGUUGUUCAUUGACAGCACGGAGACUGAAGCGAGAACGCAGAUUCCCAUGGCUAUUCGCCACCGGAGCAAACCAUUCUGGGGCGUACAAUUUCACCCUGAAUCAUGCAAAUCGGACAGGGAGGCUUGCGAUCAAUUACUCAGGCGAUGGUGGAAAAUGGUUCUGAACUUCAACAAAACGACCGGACGUGGGGGUUAUGGAACGCUUCCCGACACACUCGUUACCUGCUCAGAUAAUGUGGCUUCCCUUCCGGAUGCUGCAUUUACGAUGUUGAAAUGGAGCGCUUCUACGUCAAGGAAAUCUGCCUGUCGAACUUUCUCGCAAAGUGAUCUGACCGCGGAAGCGAUAUGCGAAACACUCAACACCCCCGGAUCGCCAACUGUGCUAUUCCAGUCCAAUGGAAGAUACAGCAUCAUAUCUGUUCCGAGUCCAGGGUCAUGGCGGUUGGAAUACUACAGUGCUUCUGGGAAGUUUUCAUUGGAAGACUUGAGCAACCGCGGCGUGCAUGAAGACACGACACUGGUUGAGAAGUCACUGUCGGUAUCACAGUUCUGGGACGCAUUAAGAUAUUUGAUGGAAAUGAAGAGGGUCCACAAUGGUGAUCAUACCGUUCCCUUCUGGGGAGGGUUCCUAGGAUACUUCUCUUAUGAGAUGGGUCUUGCUUGUCUUGCACGCCCGAAAGAUGCAGAAGCCAUGCAUAACGGUUUUCAAGAACGUCAUUCUUCGCGAGGUGCCACCGCGGAUGACCCUGCAGAUGCCAGUCUUUUGUGGACUGACCGGAGUAUUGUCGUUGACAACCAAACUGGUCGAGUCAUUGUUCAGUCGACUCGGGAAUCGGACGACGUACCGGCUGGCUGGCUCGAUCAAACAUUACAGUCACUGAACAAACUCUCAACUGCUAAUAUCAUAACCCAAGACGAUAAUGUCAUCGCGGACGGGCAGACCCUGGACACCAUCCUCAACCAGGGCAAUAUCACUUUCCCCAGCCCACAGUCAUAUAUAAAGCAAGUGGAAGCUUGCAAGGCUGAGCUGGAAGCCGGCGAAUCAUACGAGCUAUGCCUAACCUGCGAAACUUCAAUUACGUUACCAUCUCCGAACACUAACAGCGGUCGUGAGAACUUCCCCUGGAAGCUAUACAAGCGCCUGAGGAAGUACAAUCCCGCAGCUUUCAGCGCCUACGCAAAAAUAGGAAACGUCAAGAUCGUGAGCAGCAGCCCCGAAUGUUUCCUCAACUGGGACCGAGAAUCGAUACUCGAGAUGAAACCGAUGAAAGGCACGGUGCGCAAGACCGAUGAUAUGACCAUGGAAAAAGCCAGGGAGAUUCUGGGUUCAGCAAAGGAAGUGGCGGAGAAUCUCAUGAUUGCAGAUCUAAUUCGUCACGACUUAUACGGAAUCUGUGGCUCCGGUAACGUCUACGUUGAGAAACUCCUCGAGGUUGAAGAUCACGGACGAGUCUUCCAAAUGAUCACCCACGUCAAGGGCGAUGUCAAUUCACGCCGACUUGGCCCCGCAGUGCGGGACAUGCCGCAACUCCAGACAUCGAGUAUGGCUGUCCACGGCCUGACAGCUUUACAACGAUGCCUCCCUCCUGGGUCAAUGACUGGGGCACCUAAGGAACGCUCAUGCAUGCACCUUCGCUCGAUUGAGGAUCGGAAGCGUGGUAUUUACUCUGGUGCCAUGGGAUAUCUCGACAUUGGAGGUGGAGGAAGCUUUUCCGUCCUCAUCCGUACUGCCUUUACAUCCUCCGAUGAUAAGGACGAGAAGCAGUUAUGGCGGAUUGGCGCCGGCGGAGCAGUGACUACUCUCAGUACUGCUGAGGGCGAGUGGGAUGAGAUGCUGACCAAGUUGCGGACUGUUUGCAAUAUCUUUACACCCUUGGAUUCUGAGGGCUGA